This is a messenger RNA of Cladophialophora bantiana CBS 173.52, 864 nucleotides long. RefSeq lists its product as uncharacterized. The record is from RefSeq and is a predicted model, not a curated record. Lineage: Eukaryota; Fungi; Ascomycota; Eurotiomycetes; Chaetothyriales; Herpotrichiellaceae. Gene Ontology annotation, molecular function: oxidoreductase activity, acting on NAD(P)H. The transcript is spliced from 2 exons. Bases 1 to 864 code for a protein of 287 amino acids.
AUGACUACCUCCGGCGCCCGUCUGGGGUGCGACUAUGCUGGGGUAGUUGAAGAGGUGGGCAGAGGAGUCACGGAAGAUUUCAAGAAGGGUGAUCGCGUGGCUGGUCCCUGUCAUGGUGCCAAUGCUGUCUGUCAUGAAGACGGGACCUUUGGCGAACACAUUACACUCAAAGGCGACAUCCAGAUCAAGACACCCGACCAUUUGAGGUUCGACGAAGCCGCAACCCUGGGAAUUGGCAUCACCAGUACCGGCCAGGCGUUGUACCAAAAUCUACGACUCCCACUCCCCGACUCCAGGGAAAAGGUAAACUUUCUCGUCCUGAUAUACGGGGGCAGCACUGCAACAGGUUCUAUUGCCAUCCAGUUCGCGAAGCUGUCAGGGGCAUUCGUCAUUACAACGUGUUCACCACAUAACUUUGACUACGUCAGGCGCGUAGGCGCCGACGGGGCGCUGGACUAUAACUCGGCUAGCGUUGUGGAGGACAUCAAGAAUGCAGCACACAAUACCCUCCAACAUGCCCUGGACUGCAUCUCACAGGAGCCCAGCGCGAGAAUCUGUCCAAUUGUGGACGAAAUCAUCAAGAGCAUUAAUGAUAAGGUGUCAAACAAGAUGACGAUCGCAUAUACUAUCGUUGGUGAGCAAUUCAGCAAUGGGCCCCAUUGUAUUCCGGCCAAGCCGGAGGACCUUGAGUUCGGCAAGAUGUUCUGGGAGGUCAUGAGAGCUCUCCUGGCGCGAGGAGAACUGAAGGUGCAUCUUCCAAAUGUCAAUCCAACAGGACCAGGGUUGGAAGGUAUACUCAGAGGUAUCGAGUGCAUGAGAGCAGGCAAGGUGUCGGGCAGUAAGUGGGUUUACACUACCUCUUGA